This is a messenger RNA of Phlebotomus papatasi, 5155 nucleotides long. RefSeq lists its product as uncharacterized. Lineage: Eukaryota; Metazoa; Arthropoda; Insecta; Diptera; Psychodidae. Gene Ontology annotation, biological process: DNA integration. The record is from RefSeq and is a predicted model, not a curated record. Gene Ontology annotation, molecular function: nucleic acid binding. The annotation marks the transcript as partial. The transcript is spliced from 3 exons.
AUGCCUGAAAAGGAACUAAGUAGACGUGCCUACAAGGGACAACUUACUAGCAUCAAGAAGGUGCUUGAGAAGUUCCAGAAUGAUCCAACCCUCCUUGAAAGAGAUAAUGCAGAGAUGCAAAUUGUAUCACACCGUGAUAUGGUUGGACGGGUGGAGCAAAAGUUUCAAUUAAUCCAAAUGGAAAUUAUCAAGGACACGACCACUCCGGAGGAUAAAGAGAGAGAGCAAAAGGAAUUGAUGAGCUUUCUGGAUGACUGCAUGGUCACUGAGAUGGCAUUUACGAAGCUAUUGGCAACCAUCUCAUCGCAAUCUCCACGAUCACUCGCUGAUGAUUCUAUUUGCUUAGAAGGAGCGGGCCCCGGAAGCUCAGGUCUGGAGACUUUGCUUAAUUUAAUGAGCAAACAAUUGAAAGAACAGCGCCAGCAACGCUUGAGUGAUGAGUCUAGACUCAAGGAAAUUCUUGAUGUUCAGCGAGAGGAGUUCAGUAAAAUGCUGGAGACUCGUAGGGAACUUAAUACUUCUCUUAGCGAAACUGACCUUCUUUUUACUGAGUCAUCGGCAAAACUUGAGCCUAUUAAAAUUCCUUCUUUUGGGGGCUCAUAUUGUGAUUGGCAAUCUUUCAAAAAUCUUUUUCUCUCCUCUGUCGAUAAAAACCCACGGCUCACAAAGUCACAAAAAAUGCAAUAUCUUGUGAGUAACACCAAUGGGGAGGCUUUGGCUCUCUUCAGUAAACUCCCGUUCUCUGAUGAGAACUACGAUAUUGCAUGGAAUCGCCUGGUGAAGAGGUAUGAUGACAAAAUGUUGAUAGUCGCUGCACAUAUGGAUGCAUUUUUAAGCCAACAAGUGAUCUCUAAGCCGAAUGCUUCAGCUCUAAGGAAACUCCAAUCAUCUACUAAUCAAGCAUUGGAGGCCAUUAAUGCUUUGCAAGUCACGGAAAGAGACCCUUGGCUCAUCCACUGGACUCUCAAUCAUGUGGACCAUCAGACCAGGACACUGUGGAGUGAAAAGAAGCCCCAGUCUACACCUACAUGGGCGGACUUUGAUGACUUCUUGAACACCAGGUGUCGGAACAUGGAGUCCUGUCCACCGCAGCAGUCCUCAAUGCCACUCUCAAUACUGGAUAACCCUACCCCAUCUGAUACUGGUACUAAUCCCUGUCCCUCAACAUCCACUAGUUUGAAUUGUGCGGGAAAAUCACGAGGGGUGCGAUCCCAUGUAUUGUUCGCAACUGCUGUUGUAAAACUUUUGGGCAACAAUAAUACCCAAGAAUAUUGUCGAAUUAUCUUGGACCCCGGAUCCCAGAUUAAUAUCAUCUCCACUUUCAUGUGCGAAAAGUUACAAUUGCCACUUACCCGAACAAAUUUUAUUGUUGACGGAGUAGGGUCAAUUUCACAAGUCUCGCAACAGGAAACUCAGGUUCGAUUGCAGAUCAAGGACAAAUCUGAAAUCCAGACCCAUAUAUUGGAUUGUCUUGUGAUGAUGAAAGUCAUUGGGGAGCAGCCGAAUUGGGAGAUAGAUGUCAGUAGGAUCCAAAUACCCCCACAAUUUCAGUUAGCUGACCCCCUCUGGUUCAAGCGACAGAAAGUAGAUUUGCUGAUCGGUGGUAGCCAUGCGUGGCAAUUCCUGGGGCUUGAUAAACACGUUCUAGGAGAUGGUCUUCCCAUGCUCCAACACAGUGUUUUUGGCUGGUUGGUAGUAGGUCCGUGCUAUUCCACAGAUUAUACAGUAGUGGGUUCUUGCAACAUUACCACAUUGACUAGCAUAGAUCGGACACUCAAAAGGUUCUGGGAAAUCGAGGAUGUCCCCAAGGAGUUCGGUGCUCAAUCAGAACAUGAAGAAGUUGAAGCACACUUCCAAGACACAACCUUUCAGGACCCAGAGGGAAGAUAUGUAGUAUCACUUCCACUUAGGGAUGAUGUGAAAGAUCUAGAUAACAAUCGUGGGGCUGCUGUGCGUCAACUGAACUACUUGAACAGAAGAUUGGUAAAAAACCCAGCAUUGCUGAACCAGUAUGAUGGGAUAUUCAAAGAAUAUUUGAGCCUCAAUAUUAUUGAGAAAGUUCCUUUCGAUGAAUUACAGAAGCCAUCUUACUACUUUCCUCACCAUGGCGUGAUCAAGAAUGAUUCCUCAACUACCAAGAUACGGAUAGUGUUUAAUGCUAGCUCACGCACAAAGUCUGGGAGGAGUUUGAAUGAUUGUAUGAUGGCCUGUCCAGUGGUUCAACCAACUCUGGUGUCAAUCUUGUGGAGAUUUCGAUUACAUGAGGUCGUCUUAACCUGUGAUAUUGUUAAGAUGUACCUACAGGUUCUCAUGAAUCCCUCACACCGAGACUAUCAUCGGUUCGUUUGGUUUGAAAAUUCAGAAAUGGUGGAUUAUCGGUUCAGAACCGUUUGCUUUGGUGUAGCAGCAUCUCCAUACUUAGCAACUAGAGUUCUAAAUCAAAUUGCCACAGAUAAUAAAACUGAGUUUCCUUUGGCUUGUUCAAUCCUGACUCAAAAUUUCUAUGUGGAUGACUGCCUGUUCUCUGCCCCAACCAUAGGCAAAGCCAUAGAUGCUAAAAAUCAAUUAGAAAAUGUUCUAGGUGGUGCAGGGAUGAAGCUAUCCAAAUUCAGAACUAACAGGUUAGAAGUUCUACAGCCAGAAGAUGAUAUUACUCCAAAUUCCACUGAACUCGUCUUAGAUGAAGAAGCCAAAACUUUGGGUAUCCUAUGGAAUCCAAAGACAGACGCUUUCCAUUUUCGAGUGACCAACCAACCAAGCGGAGAAAAUCCUACGAAACGCUAUAUUCUUUCAACGAUUGCAAGAAUCUUUGAUCCGUGUGGACUAAUCGGACCGAUUGUCACAAUAGCAAAAAUCAUUCUGCAAGACGUAUGGGAGACUGAGGCUGAUUGGGAUACUCCAAUCCCUAAUGUGUUGGAAAAAAGGUGGCAAAUGUUUGUUGCGGACUUAGCAGAUAUUGAACAAAUCCAAAUCACAAGAUGGAUAUCCACAAUCAGUAAUCCAAGUCAUCGUGAGCUCCACGCAUUUUGCGAUGCUUCGAAAACCGCUUAUGGAGUCUCAAUUUAUUUGGUUUGCGAAGAUAGUCAUACCUCUCGGUCGUCAAGUUUAUUGGUUUCGAAGUCCAGGCUCAUGCCAAUCCCAUCAAAGAAGGGUGCGACUCCUACAAAAAUUACAUUGACGAUACCAAAGGCAGAACUCAGUGGAGCAGAAUUAGCCACGCAAGUAAUGAACGCUGUCUCAAAAUCAUUGGGAAUAGAAAGAUGUUUCUUUUGGACUGAUGCAAUGGUUAUCCUGCAUCAAAUACAUUCGCCAAAUCGUCCAAGAGAGGUAUUUGUACGACAUCGGGUAUCCAAAAUUCUGAGUUUGUCAACAGCAUCCCAAUGGCGACAUGUGCCUACGUCGCAUAAUCCCGCAGAUGUCCUUUCACGUGGUAGCAGAGUCAAGGCACUUGCCUCUAAUAAGUUGUGGUGGAGUGGACCUGAGUGGUUGCUGAAGACGGAAGAAAAUUGGCCUCAAGAAUUUUGUCCGGGAAAACCCAACCUGUGUUGUUCGGAGACUUUGGCGGGUAUGGGAUUAUCAACUACAGUGGAUCCAGACAUGAUUGUUUACGAUCGUCUGUUGGAACACCAUGGUUCAUUUUUGAGGAUCAGUAGAGUUCUCGCAUGGAUUUUUCGAGCAGUUGCCAUUUUCAAGAGCAUGACAAUACGCCGAACCCGAAAUUCUGUUAUGAUUUUUCCUGAGAAUUUGCAGGUCACAGAGUUAGAAGAAGCGGAAGUUCGCAUAUUAAAGUGGGAUCAGAAAAGGCACUUGAAAAAUGUUCGUGAUUUGGUCAAGGCUAACCGCCUGAAUUCGUUGCCUAGCCCUAUGCGAAAACUGCGUCCCUUUAUGGAUCCUCAAGGAAUCUUACGAGUUGGUGGACGAUUAAGCCUGUCUUCAGAGGAUUUUGAUCUUCGACAUCCCAUAAUUUUGCCAAAAGGAAAACUUUCGGAUUUACUCGCGCUACGUGAACAUCAACGGCUUCUACAUGCUGGGCCACAGCUCACGCUAGCGUCGCUGAGAAGAAGAUAUUGGCCUUUGAACGGGAGAAACACUGUGAAGCGCAUCAUUCAUUCUUGCGUGAAAUGCAUACGAUUAAAGCCUCCAAAAUCUCAGCAGUUGAUGGGUGACCUUCCACCUUCGAGAGUAUCUUUUACUCGCCCAUUCCGUUAUACGGGGAUCGAUUUUACGGGCCAUAUUAUGAUCAAAAGGGCCCCCAGAGGUGGUGUGCAAGAAAAGUCAUAUGUGGCAGUCUUUGUCUGCAUGACAGUCAAGGCCGUUCAUCUCGAACUCAUUACUUCGUUAACAACGCACGCCUUUAUUGCUGCAUUCAAACGAUUUGUCGCAAGACGGGGUCUACCAGCACAUAUCUAUAGCGACAAUGGCACUAACCUUGUCGGGGGAGAGAAGGAGUUACGAAGGUUGCUCAGGAAUCGUCAGGCUCAACAAGAGCUGUCAGACUUCGCAUCAAAGCUACACGUUCAGUGGCACUUCAACACUCCGGGUGCCCCACAUCAAGGUGGCUUGUGGGAGGCUGCCGUUAAAUCCUUCAAAUAUCAUCUCUCACGAAUUGUUGGAAAUGUGUCUUUGACUUACGAGGAGCUGAACACUGUGAUCAUCCAGAUCGAAGCAGUAUUGAACAGCAGACCCCUAGUUGCUCUCACAGAUGACCCACAAGACCCAACCAGUUUGACACCUGGAGACUUCCUUACAGGGGGAGCUCUCACACAGCUACCAGUUGUUCAACAAGAUCUAGAGAGGACGGAUCGUUUGCAUAGAUGGGAAUUAUGUACCAAGCUGCAACACGAUUUCAUGACCCGAUGGAAGAGAGACUAUCUUCAUACGUUGCAACAGAGACAUUGCUGGAACCGAGACUCUCCCAAUAUCGAACCAGGAGACGUUGUUUUGGUUAAAUCAGACAUUGCACCUAAUUUGGAUUGGCCAAUGGGUCUAGUGGAGAAAGUUUUUCCUGGCAAGGAUAAUAGGGUGAGAGUGGCACAGUUGUCCAACGCCAGUCGGAAAGCCCAACAAUCUACAAUCUACAAUCUACAAAUCAACAAAAUCAAUAUGGGCAAUCCACACUCACAAGAGGAAGUCAUCAUUGCACAGAACGGCGGAG